CAUGGCUCAAUUUGAGCGUGACGGCGCUUCUGCACUUUAAUUAAUAUUCAUGAGCCAAAUCUCCGCCUCAGUUUAAAUACCACAGAGUUUAACGGUCUUCUGACUGAUGCUGCAGCGGCGUUUCAACGACUAACAGAAAUCAGCUCCUCUCUUCCCCAAACAUUUGGUCGAGUUAGAGACUCUCAGAAACAUUUACUCAUUAAAUGAGUCUUCUGUUAAGAUUUAAAACAAAUAUAAAAGCUGUAGGUAACUUUUGAAGACGAUCAUCUUGUCAUUUCGUCUAACGGAGGGUGAAGAUGGUGAAGUACGGUCUUUUGUCUAAGAACAAUGAGCCAGUGCCUCUGAAGAGCAUCUCAGUGGAGGUUCGGGUUCAGGAUCAUGUAGCCACAGUCUCCUCCACUCUGCAGUAUGUGAAUGAGGAAGAGCGCCCCCUGGAGGCCUUGUUCGUCUUCCCUCUGCCUGCUGAUGCUGCUGUCUGCCACUUCAGUGCCAAGAUCGGAGAGAAGGAGAUUGUGGCAGAGGUCCAAGACAAACAGAGCGCGAGGGAUCGUUAUGAUGAUGCUGUGAGUUCGGGUCAGCAGGCGUUUCUGUUGGAAGAGAGCGCAGAGAGUCCUGAUGUGUUCAGACUGAGUGUCGGGUGUCUGUCGCCGGGUCAGAACGCUGCCGUCACCAUCAUCUACGUCACCGAGCUCGCUGUGCAGGCCGACCACUCACUGCGCUUCUGUCUGCCGGCUGUACUCAACCCCCGAUACACACCAGCAGGUUCAGCUGCUGGUAUAGUCUCAGAGAUUUCAUCAGGAUGUGGAUCUGUUCCCUACACGCUGACUCUCAGUGUCCAUGUGAGCUCUCCAAAGCCCAUCUCCAAACUAGAGUCCAGCUGCACUCUGGAUCCUCUAGUGUUCCUCCACUCUGAUCACACUCAGGCGACGGUGAAUCUGAGUCCUGGUCACAUGUUUGAUAAGGACGUUGAGCUGUUUGUGUACUAUCAGGAUACCCAUCAGCCCUCUGCUAUAGUGGAGGCAGGAGUGAACACUGCCCCAUCAGGCUCUCUGAUGAGGGACCCAGUGGUCAUGAUAAGUUUGUACCCAGAGUUCCCAGAGGAAGUGAUGUCACUGGCAACACAAGGAGAGUUUGUUUUUGUGAUUGACAGAUCAGGCAGUAUGAGCAACACACGGAUAGAAAGUGCAAAGGACACUCUGCUGUUACUGUUGAAGAGUCUGCCCAUGGGAUGCUACUUCAAUAUCUAUGGAUUUGGCUCUCGUUUUGAGUCCUUUUACCCUAAGAGUGUCGAGUACAAUCAGGACACAAUGGAUCAGGCUCUGAAGAGAGUGAAGGAAAUGCAAGCAGACAUGGGAGGCACAGAAAUUUUACAGCCUCUAAAACACAUCUACAGUCAGCCCUGUUACCCCGACCACCCCAGACAGCUGUUCAUCUUCACUGAUGGUGAGGUGGGAAACACUAAAGAGGUGCUGGACCUGGUGAAACAUCAUGUUCACUCUCACAGGUGUUUCUCAUUCGGGAUUGGUGAGGGUGCAAGUACCGCCCUCAUCACAGGAAUGGCCAGGGAGGGAUCUGGUCACGCUCAGUUCAUCACAGACACCGACCGCAUGCAGCCCAAAGUGAUGCAGUCCCUCAGGUUUGCGCUGCAGCCCGCUGUGGUUAAUAUCUCUGUGGAUUGGACCCUUCCAGAUGGCAUUACUGUUGACACACUGUCUGCACCCGUAAAUGUGAUCUUCCAGGGUCAAAGGUCACUCAUUUAUGCCCAACUUAAAGGAGAGAGUUCAGGAGGCUCUGAGGGAACAGUGACAGUCAAAUACAGUCUUAAAGAUCAACCAGUAACAAACCAGCUCCACUUCUGCCUCAAACCAACUGAGGAAACAGGGUUGGCCGUCCACCGGCUGGCAGCUCGUACCCUGAUCCGUUCUCUGGAGCAGAAAGAAAGGGAUGGUGGUGCAAAGAGCAUCAGGAGCAGGAUAGUGGAGCUCAGUGUUCAGGCAGGAGUGAGCAGUGUUCAUACAGCCUUCAUUGCCAUUAAUAAAGACAGCAGACAGACUGUGAAAGGACCCCUGCUGCAGAGAAGAGUGCCGACACACGCCAGACGAUGUGCAGCACCGAUCCUUGGGUCACUGCCAGCAACACAAUCUGUUCAGUCACCGGCCUUUGGAAGCCUUAAUUCAUCACGAGUCCCACGACUUACUUCAAAAAAGACCACUUUUUCAGUGCCAGUUCGACUACUUGGUUCGACAGCUAUCCCUAUUUCACAGCAAGAAUUUUAUGAUGACAUUGCUGCGAGUGAUGCUCCGCAAUGGCCACCAGUGAAGGAAUUUUAUGAUGACAUUGCUGCGAGUGAUGCUCCGCAAUGGCCACCAGUGAAGGCCACUCCUGGUCCCCAGAAGGACCCGUUACUCCAGCUGGUUUCUCUCCAGAAGGCGUCAGGCUGCUGGGAGCUGGACGCCACACUGGCGGAUGUGUUUGGGAAGACGGAGGAUGAGCUGACCAAUCAGAAACCAGCACAGGUGGAUGGGUCAGUAUGGGCCACUCUCCUGGCUCUGAUCUGGUUAUACGGCUGUAAAAUAGACCAGCAGGUCGAGUGGCAGUUUGUGGCCAUGAAGGCAGCGUCAUGGAUCGGCUCUCAGAAAGUGGGCGAUCUGUCUCAGUGUGUGAGUGUGGGUAAUGUCCUGCUCCGAUGUCAGGUGACCAAAGCGACUCUGGGAAUCUGAAGACGUCUGUGUUUCUACUUCCUGUGCCGUCAGAAGAACUGUUGCUGUUUCAUUUUCUGUAACUGAACUCUGCUUCGUGUUUUAUUAACAUUUAGGCCAUUUUAUUAGCUUACCAAAUUGUAACUGUAUGUGACCUGUGGCAUUAUUUUUGAGUCACUCUGACCUAGAAACGCAUUUUGAGUUUUAUGACAUAUGACGUAUUUUUGUAGGCCAAAACCCUGAAGGACUUUGAAUGGGUUGAAGGACCCCAGUGGGUCUUUGAAUGGGUUUUUGGUUAAAUGCCGAACUGGUAAACUCAUCUAGUCACUAGUCCGCUUUCACAGCAUUGUUGUGUUUAUAAUCACAUUAUCAUAUGUAAUUAUAAUUUUAACUUAAAUUUUUAGGGAAAAUAUUUUUAAACAAAGACUGGACGAGUUGUCAGAAGCUUAGUGAUGGUGACGUUAAAGUCAUGUGACCAUGGUGUAGUUCGUUUAUAGCCUACCUUUAGCUUUUUACUUCUGCCGAUUGUAUUUACACUUUAAGAUUCAUAAAGUUGUGAAGAUUAUCACAAUGAACAAAACAUUAAGAAUCAUGAGCUUUUGUUAGUCACAGACCAUAUUUUCUGAAAUAAUUCAAAAGCCAAUAGAAAAAUGCUAUCGGGUUUUUGAGGAGGGAAUCAGGAUUUAGGGGGGUAAUAAUCUGGUGUGGGUGGGGGGUUAGAAUUGGGCACAAACAGGUGUACCUUGUUCUGAAAUAUUUGGUGGCACUGGGCGGAGCAUACAUGAAUAUUCAUGAGACUCCUGUUUAAUGCUAAAGUGAAAAUAUUAGUACAUGUUCUCUGGAUUUCAACAAAGUAAUUGUUUCAGCACUGAAUGGAGUUAAGCUUAGAGUGCAAUUGUUUAUCUAUGCAUGUUGUGUUGAAGGGAUAGUUUGCCCAAAAAUGAAAAUUCUGUCAUCAUUUACUCACUCUCAAGUCGUUCCAUAAAAAGAAUGUCUUUGUUCUGCU
Molecule: messenger RNA, 3705 nt
Organism: Ctenopharyngodon idella (grass carp)
Lineage: Eukaryota; Metazoa; Chordata; Actinopteri; Cypriniformes; Xenocyprididae
Product: von Willebrand factor A domain-containing protein 5A-like
Exons: 22
Coding region: 297-2720 (807 amino acids)
Source: RefSeq, a predicted model, not a curated record